Molecule: messenger RNA, 1677 nt
Organism: Talpa occidentalis (Iberian mole)
Lineage: Eukaryota; Metazoa; Chordata; Mammalia; Eulipotyphla; Talpidae
Gene: FMO4
Product: flavin containing dimethylaniline monoxygenase 4
Exons: 8
Coding region: 1-1677 (558 amino acids)
Molecular function (GO): NADP binding; flavin adenine dinucleotide binding; N,N-dimethylaniline monooxygenase activity
Source: RefSeq, a predicted model, not a curated record
AUGGCCAAGCGAGUUGCAGUGAUUGGAGCUGGUGUGAGUGGCCUGUCCUCCAUCAAAUGCUGCUUGGAUGAGGACCUGCAGCCCAUCUGCUUUGAAAAAAGCAAUGACAUCGGGGGACUGUGGAAGUUCACUGACACAUCUAAAGAUGGGAUGACCAGGGUCUACAAAUCAUUAGUGACAAAUGUCUGCAAAGAAAUGUCAUGUUAUAGUGACUUCCCCUUCCAAGAAGACUACCCCAAUUUCAUGAAGCAUGAGAAAUUUUGGAACUAUCUCCAAGAAUUUGCUAAGCAUUUUGACCUUCUGAAAUAUAUUCGAUUUAGGACCACAGUGUGCAGCAUAACAAAGCAUCCAGACUUUAAUGAAACUGGUCAGUGGGAAGUCGUCACAGACACAGAGGGGAAGCAGGAAAGAGAUGUCUUUGAUGCUGUCAUGGUCUGCACCGGACACUUCCCAAAUCCCUGCUUACCUCUGGAAUCUUUUCCUGGAAUCCAUAAGUUUAAAGGCCAGAUCCUGCACAGUCAAGAUUACAAGACCGCAGGAGACUUUCAAGGCAAACGCGUUUUGGUAAUUGGUCUCGGAAACACUGGAGGGGAUGUUGCCGUGGAGCUCAGUCGAGCAGCUUCUCAGGUAUUUCUCAGUACUAGAACUGGUACCUGGGUUAUUGCCCGCUCUUCAGAUGGGGGCUACCCAUAUAAUAUGAUGAAUACAAGAAGAUGCCAUAAUUUUAUAUCUGAAGUUCUGCCUUUGUGUGUACAAAAGUGGAGUCUAGCAAGGCAGCUGAAUAAAAGAUUUAACCAUGAGAAUUAUGGAUUAAGUAUUACAAAGGGGAAAAAAAUGAAAAUAAUCAUAAAUGAUGAGCUGCCAGUGUGUAUCCUCUGUGGGACUGUGGCCAUAAAAACCUGCGUGAAGGAAUUUACUGAAACCUCUGUCAUCUUUGAAGACAGGACUGUGGAAGAAAACAUAGAUACUGUAAUCUUCUCCACAGGAUACACAGUUUCUUUUCCUUUUCUUGAAGAACCUUUCCAAAGCCUUUGUGCAAAGAAGAUUUUCCUGUACAAGCAAGUCUUUCCCUCAAACCUAGAGAGGACCACACUAGCUAUCAUCGGCCUCAUUAGCCUCACAGGUUCCAUCUUAUCGGCCACGGAGCUCCAGGCCCGAUGGGCCACAAGAGUUUUCAAAGGACUCUGUAAGAUACCUCCAUCCCAAAAAUUGAUGGCUGAGUAUAUGAAAAAGAAAGAACUCAUAGAAAGGGGUGUGAUAAAAGAUACCAGUGAAGAUAAACAUGCCUACAUUCCCUAUAUGGAUGACAUUGCUGCAUGCAUAGGUGCGAAGCCCAAUAUCCCAUUUCUGUUCCUCGUGGAUCCCAGACUAGCUUGGGAAGUUUUCUUUGGGCCAUGCACUCCUUAUCAGUACCGCCUUAUGGGCCCUGGAAAAUGGGAUGGAGCAAGAAAUGCUAUCCUGACCCAGUGGGUCAGGACACUAAAACCUUUAAAAACUCGAAUCGUUCCUAAUUCCUCCACACCUGCCUCCACAUCACACUAUUUAAAAAUUUGGGGGGCACCUAUCCUACUUGCCUCUCUUCUACUGAUUUAUAAGUCUUCACCUUUUUUGAAAACAGUACAAAGUAAACUACAGGAUCAAAUUUCCCCUUACCUAGUAAAAAUUUGGUGGAGAUGA